This is a messenger RNA of Mastomys coucha (southern multimammate mouse), 2363 nucleotides long. RefSeq names its product T-box transcription factor 6 (gene Tbx6). Gene Ontology annotation, biological process: vasculogenesis; cell fate specification; regulation of transcription by RNA polymerase II. Gene Ontology annotation, molecular function: RNA polymerase II cis-regulatory region sequence-specific DNA binding; DNA-binding transcription factor activity, RNA polymerase II-specific. NCBI's taxonomy places the organism in Eukaryota, Metazoa, Chordata, Mammalia, Rodentia, Muridae. The transcript is spliced from 8 exons. Gene Ontology annotation, cellular component: nucleus. Bases 278 to 1588 code for a protein of 436 amino acids. The record is from RefSeq and is a predicted model, not a curated record.
GGGAUCAAUCAGGCCGAGGAGUUAAUUAUGUAAUGAGGGGGUAGGGGGUCGGGACUAGUGAAGCCGCGAGGGAGAGGGGAGGGUACCCAGGUAUCCGGCCUCCUCUUGGACCCCUUCGAGGCCCCAGGGGUCUCCAUUCCAACCCACCUCCAGGGCCCCAAGGAGGGGAGGGGCUGUGAUCUCUAGUUUGGAAGGGGCUGUGCUGUGAGCUAUAAAGGGGGCAUCCCUUAGACCCCGGAUUCUAGCAACGGGACACAAGGCCAGAAGAAACUACAACAUGUACCAUCCACGAGAAUUGUACCCCUCCCUGGGGACUGGCUACCGUCUGGGACACCCCCAGCCUGGGGCAGACUCCACCUUCCCACCUGCCCUGACAGAGGGCUACCGCUACCCUGAUUUGGAUACGUCUAAACUGGAUUGCUUCCUCUCUGGGAUUGAGGCAGCUCCCCACACUCUGGCGGCACCCACUCCUUUGCCCCUUCUCCCGUCUGCUCUGGGCCCUGAGACAGCACCGCCACCCCCAGAAGCCCUUCACUCGCUUCCUGGGGUCAGCCUGAGCCUGGAGAACCAGGAACUGUGGAAGGAAUUCAGCGCUGUGGGGACAGAGAUGAUCAUCACCAAGGCUGGCAGGCGCAUGUUUCCUGCUUGCCGCGUAUCAGUCACUGGCCUGGACCCAGAGGCCCGCUACUUGUUCCUUCUGGAUGUGGUUCCAGUGGAUGGGGCCCGAUAUCGCUGGCAGGGCCAGCACUGGGAGCCCAGUGGCAAGGCCGAGCCCCGCCUACCCGACCGUGUCUACAUUCACCCUGAUUCUCCUGCCACCGGUGCCCACUGGAUGCGGCAGCCCGUAUCCUUCCAUCGCGUUAAGCUCACCAACAGCACGCUGGACCCCCAUGGCCACCUGAUCUUGCACUCGAUGCACAAGUACCAGCCACGCAUCCACCUGGUGAGAGCCACCCAACUUUGCAGCCAACACUGGGGGGGUGUGGCCUCCUUCCGAUUUCCUGAGACCACAUUCAUCUCUGUAACAGCCUACCAGAAUCCUAGGAUCACACAGCUGAAGAUCGCAGCCAAUCCCUUUGCCAAAGGUUUCCGAGAAAAUGGCAGAAACUGUAAGAGGGAGCGGGAUGCCCGUGUGAAGAGGAAACUUCAGGGCCCAGAGCCAGUGGCCACAGAGGCCUGUGGGAGUGGGGAUACACCAGGGGGUCCCUGUGACUCCACCCUGGGUGGGGACAUUCGGGACUCAGAUCCAGAGCAGGCCCCAACCCCCCGGGAAGCUGCUUCUGCCUCAGCUCCUCCAUGUGGGGGCCCCAGUGCUGAGGCCUACCUCCUGCACCCGGCAGCUUUUCAUGGGGCCCCCAGUCACCUACCAGUCAGGACCCCCAGCUUCCCUGAGGCUCCAGACCCUGGGCGCCCAGCCCCCUACUCAGCUGCAUUCCUGGACCUACAGCCUGGACCAGGGGGCUCUGCCUAUCAGACAGCUCCAUCUGUACCAUCCUUUGCCCCACAUUUCAUUCAAGGGGGCCCCUUCCCUCUACCAUACCCAGGACCUGGAGGUUAUCUGGACAUGGGAUCCAAGCCAAUGUACUGAGCCAUGAUGUAGUAAGCCAAGACAAGGCCUAUGCCAUCAUCCCUUAAUCCUCCAGCUCCCUUCCCCCAGCCUGGUAACAUCUGCAUUGAAGUGGUACCCCCCUCCCCCCACCAAAUGGCUGGCUUGGGUGGGCCUCUCUUCUACACUUUAGUUCACACCUUGAUUUCACUCCACCCCCUCUGGCUUCAAAGCUCAGGCAAGGCGGCUCUGAGUCCAGCUGGGGCCAGCUUCCCCUCAGCUCUCACCUCAGUGCGAAUGGAGGAAUGGAGGGAGACUCUGCCUGGACAAAUGGGGCCGAGCCCAGUACCCCCACCUCCUGGGGGCCUUGUCACUAGUGUAAGCCACACCAAUUUGUUCUCAAGAUCAGAGUAUUUUUGUUAAUAAAACUCCAAAGACAUUAGUGCCCAGGAAACUUGAGCUAAUGGUGUUGGCCCUGGGUGGGGCGGGGGAGCCACAGCUUUAAGGUCCAGGUGCUUGCCCUUGUGGAUAGGAAAGAGCCUGCUCUGAGCAUGUCCCCUUCAAGAAGAUGGAUAAGUUUCCUCACAAUGGUUGCUUUAAGAAUCAAGGCUGUCUAGGGUUUCACACAGCACUAAGGAAGCCUUUGGGAAAGAUUAGCAGAUGGAGCCUGAAGGCUCUGGCCCAGUGAACAAGCAGAGCAGGACUCCAUGUCCACCCCAAUCAAAAAACCUGACAGAACCCCUAAGACUAUUUUUCUUCUUUUAUUAGAAUUUUUUUCUUUUUUUCUCAAAAUGUUUUAUCUAAAAACAAAACCAAA